Drosophila mauritiana is the source of this 2513-nucleotide messenger RNA. Its product is annotated as integumentary mucin C.1. Gene Ontology annotation, cellular component: extracellular region. The coding region runs from base 95 to 2395 and encodes 766 amino acids. NCBI's taxonomy places the organism in Eukaryota, Metazoa, Arthropoda, Insecta, Diptera, Drosophilidae. The transcript is spliced from 2 exons. Gene Ontology annotation, molecular function: chitin binding. The record is from RefSeq and is a predicted model, not a curated record.
AGCUGCAGGUGGGUCAGUUGUCAGAGCACCGAAGCGAAAGCGGUAAAGUAGCCAACUGCAGUUAGUUAUCCUUUUGCGCCUCCCGAAAUAUACGAUGAAUCUGUCAAGCCUCUUUCUUUUGGCCCUCGUGGCAUCAGUCGCUAUCGGCGCUGGAUCUGCCCACAGAAUAAACAGGCCCGAACAGGAGCCCCCAAAGGAGUCGUGCCAGGUUACCACCACAAGCCCGCCGUGUGAGACGACCACUCCACCAUGUGCUAGGGAAACCACGACAACAACGUGUUCCCCUACUACCACAACAACCACAACGUGUUCCCCAACUACCACGACUACAACAACAACUACGACAACAACAACAACAACCACAACUACGAUAACAACAACCACCACCACAACUACGACAACAACGACAUGUUCCCCAACAACAACAACUACCACCACAACAACAACGACGACGACAACAACAACCACCACCACGACGACAACGUGUACUCCAACGACGACAACAACCACUACGACCACCACGACAACAACAACGACGACAACCACCACCACAACAACAACGACGACGACAACAACUACUACGACAACCACGACGACAACAACCGCAACAACAACAUCCUGCGAAACAACAACGACUGAGUCUCCAGAACAACCCCCCUGUGAACCCAACGAGCCGUCAACGCCCACUCCAUCACCACCCUCUCCCUGUGAGCCCAACGAGCCAUCAACUCCUACUCCAGCCCCACCUUCACCAUGUGAGCCUAAUGAAACGACAACUCCGCCACCUUCACCUUGUGAGACGACCACCACUACGACAACAACCACAACAACGACGACCACCACGACAACAACUACAACCACUACGACAACAACUACGACCACUACCACCACAACAACAACGUGUACUCCAACGACGACAACAACCACUACGACCACCACGACAACAACAACGACGACAACCACCACCACAACAACAACGACGACGACAACAACUACUACUACGACAACCACGACGACAACAACAACAACAACAUCCUGCGAAACAACAACGACUGAGUCUCCAGAACAACCCCCCUGUGAGCCCAACGAGCCGUCAACUCCUACUCCAUCACCACCCUCUCCCUGUGAGCCCAACGAGCCGUCAACUCCUACUCCAGCCCCACCUUCACCAUGUGAGCCUAAUGAAACGACAACUCCGCCACCUUCACCUUGUGAGACGACCACCACUACGACAACAACCACAACAACGACGACCACCACGACAACAACUACAACCACUACGACCACCACGACAACAACUACGACCACUACCACCACAACGACAACGACGACGACGACGACAACAACCACCACAACAACAACAACAUCCUGCGAAACAACAACGACUGAGUCUCCAGAACAACCCCCCUGUGAACCCAACGAGCCGUCAACGCCCACUCCAUCAACACCCUCUCCCUGUGAGCCCAACGAGCCAUCAACUCCUACUCCAGCCCCACCUUCACCAUGUGAGCCUAAUGAAACGACAACUCCGCCACCAUCACCUUGUGAGACAACCACCACUACAACAACGACGACCACCACAACAACAACGACGACUACCACAACAACGACGACCACCACAACUACGACCACCACAACAACAACGACGACCACCACUACAACAACAACGACCACCACUACAACAACGACGACCACCACCACAACAACAACACCCUGUGAAACAACAACGACUGAGGCUCCAGAACAACCCCCCUGUGAGCCCAACGAGCCGUCAACUCCCACUCCAUCUCCACCUUCUCCCUGUGAGCCCAACGAGACGACAACUCCGCCUCCUUCACCUUGUGAGACGACAACAACCACGACCACAACAACAACAACCACGACCACCACAACAACAACCACGACCACCACAACAACAACCACGACUACCACAACAACAACCACGACCACCACAACUACAACAUGUAUACCACCAACAACAACCACUAUUCCCCAACAGCCACCGUGCGAACCAACAACCACACCAACACCCCCUCCCUGUGCUCGCAAGUCCACCACCACCCCACCUCCGUGCGAAGAGACAACGACACCUGCCUGCGACACUAAGAGUGAUCAGAGUGGUGUAGCUCAAUUGAUUCCCAAGCCAAUUAAGGAUCUCUUCGCUGAUUCGAGCACCAACACCAAAGCGACCAUCCCGAUCGGAUCCAGUGCCAUGUGCGCUGGUCGCGCGGACGGAAGUAUAGUCCAGGACCCGAAUCAUUGCAGGAGGUACUAUGAAUGCCGCGCUGGACGUCGGCUGUUGCGCAAGUGCCGCGCCGGUCUGUGGUACGAUUCAGAGGCAGGAGAGUGCCUUCCACGUAGCCAGGUGUUGAACUGCCCGGCUCAACGUAACUGAGACACUUUAGCCGACUAGACGCAACUGGAAUGGUUUCAGAGAUUGUAUUGCAACUUUUAUCCGUAGCCAACAGUAACCUACUACUCAAUAAACAGCAUAUAAAUUUCACAGCAAAUGA